Messenger RNA from Menidia menidia (Atlantic silverside), 2791 nucleotides. Lineage: Eukaryota; Metazoa; Chordata; Actinopteri; Atheriniformes; Atherinopsidae. The record is from the annotation of a GenBank genome assembly.
GGCUGUCAAGACAACAUAGGUGGCACCCUGUCCGGCAGCUCACCUGUACUGAAUUCUUAGCAGGCCUGCGGGAUGGCUCAAGCUGACAGCAAAGUGCUGGUUCUGGGCGCGUUAGCAGGAGUGGCCGGCAUCGGCUUGGCUGUGGCGUGCUACCAGGGUUUUCGGUACAAACGCAGAAACUCGUGUCCCGGGCUCCACAUGAGCCGCACAUAUGAGCAGGGUUCCGGCGUCAUGUUGGUGGACGGUGCCGGUGUGCCCCGGGGUCAGGCUGAGGUGCUGGAGCGCCUCGAGGCCCUGCUCAGGUGUGUGUCGGAGCUGAAGGAUGAGAUGAAGGCGUUGAAGAAUGCUCUGCCAACACUGCAAGAACAGGUCAGGGACGAACUGAAGGGACGGCGAAGCAGCCCGCUUCACAGGACAACACCAACAAGAAGGAAAAGGCCUUCAGGCAACGCUGCCAUUGCUGGAGCGGAAGGCCGAAGCUCAGAGGAAGCUGAGAGUGAGGGAGGGUACAUAACGGCGCUGACGGACUCGGACGAAGAAGACGAGACCAGCGACGCUGAGCAGAGGGACGAGGAGGAACCUGCGUGCGAGCUGUCGGCGCUGCUGGAGAGAAUCGACUGUUUGCAUCAGGGCAGCGAGUCGGACAAAAGGGAAAGUCUGGACAUCCUUUUGGAGAAAAGAGGGGAGUUUGGGCAGAAUUCAGCAUUUCUUUGGCGGCUGGUCCGCGCUUACUGCGACAUUCACGACAUCAGCGCCACCCUGGAGGAGAAGAAGACCCACGCAGAAACCGGGAAGUUCGUUGGCGAGGAGGCCGUGAGCUUAAAUCCGACAUGCGCCGAAAGUCAUCAGUGGUAUGCCAUCAUGUGCGGGAUCAUGGCCGAGUACGACACGGUGCAGAACAAGAUCAAGAACGGCUACAUCUUCAAGGAUCAUCUGGAUAAAGCCAUCGAGCUGAAGCCGCAGGACCCCAUGUCCUACUACCUGCUGGGCCGCUGGUGCUACGCUGUUGCUCAGUUGUCGUGGAUUGAGAGGAAAGUUGCCGCCACUCUUUUUGGAGAGCCACCAAGUGCCACAGUCGAGGACGCGCUCAAGCAUUUUCUAAAGGUCGAAGAGAUCCGUCCUGCUUAUUCGAAACUCAACUAUGUGUUUCUGGCUAAGUGUUUUAAAGAUCUGGGACAGAGGGAGAACGCCAAGAAGAUGUGUGAAGCUGCUCGUUCAAUGAACACCGUCUCCAAGGAGGACAAAGAAGCCCAAAAGGAACUGGAAUCCCUCUGCCCGGCCCUUGGAGUGUGAGAAUGGCAGUGGAAACUGAUUUCCCAUCUGCUAUGGGCUCUUUGCCGGUGUGUGAGAGGGGGAGUGUGUAGAUGUAGCUAAUGUUGACGUGACUGCCGUGUUAAUUCACUCUGUGAGUGUAAGGAGGGAUGUUUUGGUAUGGUGUGAAUGACCCAUGGGAGCGAUUGCCCACCACAUUUAACCAUCCUUUGCACUUUUUAGUUCAGACUCGUGCUCAAGUGUGUCGGAAGUUAAACGAACCGGAGGUCCAGAUCAAGAGGGCACACAUCUUCAUCUUUGUUAGAACAAUCAUGACUUUUGGAGUCGAUCUGGCCGGGAUUGUGCGUCUUUAGACUCAUUUUAAGUUUGAGCUGAGAGGAUUUUAACCAUGAAACAUUUUGCACAUUAACAGACUACGAUUUAAGAGUGCUAGAGGUGAUGUGUAGAUGACAAAAAAAAGCAGGCGGGAGACAUUACACCGACAUCAAACAGGCUUCUCGCUGCCCUUUAGUCAACCCUAACCUGCUUGGAAAUGCAUGGAUAGCCAACAGAUCAUUUUAAGUUUAACAACUUACACGCAACACUACUAAGGAAUAAUUACAUUUAGUUUAGUUCAAGUUUAGCUUUGAAGAUAAAUCCUAAAACUCUUGUUUGACUUGCUCCUUGGCAAUCAAACAGAUAUAAAACACGGUUUGUCUGGGAGUCGUUUCAGGUCCGUCCAGUCGUAUCCAAAGGCAUUUAGAUUACUAAUGUCCCUUUGGAAUCAAUCACAAAGACUAAAUUCGCGCUCCGCAUUCAUCAGUGCCAAGAUAGGUGAGCUUACCCCGACCUGCUUUGAAUGUGAUGAAAGAAAUAAAGGCCGGAAUAAAGCUUGCUCCCCACUUUAAUAUCUGUCACUGACAUUCUUCACAUAGUGAUCUAUGACACAAGCUGUUUGCCAGGAUUAAGUGGAGCUUUGCAGUAGUUCAGGCAGGUACGAGGAGCCGCUUCCACGUUCCUUUCUGCACAAUCACUCCCAGAUUUAUUCCGUCUCGUUCGCUUUUUCGGCGCUUCGUAACCGAGAGAUGUGAUUUUAAGAAAAAAGAAAGAAAACAUGGGCUUUUUCAUUUUGUGGGUAGGAAUAACUGAGUUGGAGGAAAUGUGUCGGUUGUGGCUGCGAACCAGAACAAAUCUGAUUUCUUUUCAAACUGAUUUUCAUGUGGAAAUGUUGGUUACACUACAUUUCGGAUCAUAUUUAUGUUUCAACUGAAAAUCACCUCAGGUGUUUUAGACUUAUUUUUAAUCAAUAUUUAAUUGUUUCAUAUUAUUUCAACCUGCUGAAAAGAAUGAUAAGAAUAAUUUUUAUUUGUUGUUUUUUUAUACACUGUGAAUGUACUAGAAUUUUUUUUUUUUAUGCCAAAGUGAUUUUAAUGUUCCUCGAGCUUAUUCCUGAUUGCGAUUAUACUGUGCAGUGUCAUGCGGUGUGUACUGAAUGAUUAAUGGUUCAGGAGUCUGUAAUUAAACCUGUGAAAUCCUGAAA